Molecule: messenger RNA, 1991 nt
Organism: Callithrix jacchus (white-tufted-ear marmoset)
Lineage: Eukaryota; Metazoa; Chordata; Mammalia; Primates; Cebidae
Source: RefSeq, a predicted model, not a curated record
UUGCUCUGAUGCCAAGGCUGGAAUGCAGUAGCACGAACCACUACUUACUGCAGCCUCCACCUGCCAGGCUCAAGCAGUCCUCCCACUUCAGCCUCCUGAGUAGCUGGGACUACAGGCACACACCACCAUGCCUGGCUAAUUUUUGUAUUUUUAGUAGAGAUGGGAUUUCCCCAUGUUGCCCAGGCUGGCCUCGAACUCCUGGCCUCAGGUGAUCUGCCCGCCUCGGCCUUCCAAAGUGCUGGGAUUGCAGGUGGGAGCUACCGCACCUGGGCACUCAACUUUUCAAUGUGAUGUUCCUCUGGCCUGGGUUCUCCUCUGUGUCCACUGUGCCCCAUUGAGCUCACCUGUACCCCAUGUGCAGACAGUUCCCAAAUGUUUCUGUGUCAAGACACAUUUAACUAUAAGUCAAAGAAAACCCUUCCUCACCCAACAGGAACAUUAGGAAGCUUUGUUAUCCCACACGUGGAGAAGUCCUAAAGAGGCAGCUCCAGGAGUGUUAAUUCAGUGACUCAAAGACAUCAUCGGGGCUCAGGUUUCUCCAUCUUUCCAUUGAACCUGCCUUGACAUGUCAGCCUCAUGUGGUUGCACAGUGAUGUCUGCAGUUCUGCUUCAUACAUAGAAAGGACAGUGUCCGGGGAAGAGAAAGAAAAGGCCUGCUUCUUCCUUCCCUGGAUUCCAUGACUCGGAGCUGAUGGCCUCCAUGACGAGGAAGUUGUGGGACUUGGAGCAGCAGGUGAAGGCCCAGACUGAUGAGAUACUGUCCAAGGUGGGGCCCCAGGAUCAGAAGAUAGCGGCCCUGGAGGACCUAGUGCAGACCCUCCAGCAGCACCCGGCCGAGGUGACCCUGCAGCGGCAGGAGGAACUGGAGUCGAUGUGUGUGCAGCUGCAACAGCAGGUCGGGGAGAUGGAGCGGUUCCUCAGCGACUAUGGCCUGCAGUGGGUGGGUGAGCCCAUGGACCAGGAGGACUCAGAGAACAAGACAGUCUCAGAGGAUGGCGAGAGGGACUGGAUGACGGCCAGGAAGUUCUGGAAGCCAGGGGACUCACUGGCACCCCCUGAGGUGGACUUUGACAGGCUGCUGGCCAGCCUGAAGGAUCUUAGUGAGCUGGUGGUAGAGGGUGACACCCAGGUGACACCAGUGCCUGGUGGGGCGCGGCUUCGUACCCUGGAGCCCAUCCCGCUGAAGCUCUACCGGAAUGGUAUCAUGAUGUUCGACGGGCCCUUCCAGCCCUUCUGUGAUCCCUCCACACAGCGCUGCCUCCGAGACAUACUGGAUGGCUUCUUUCCCUCAGAGCUCCAGCGACUGUACCCCAAUGGGGUCCCCUUUAAGGUGAGUGACUUGCGCAGUCAGGUCUACUUGGAGGAUAGUCUGGAUCCCUUCCCAGGCGAGGGCCAUGUGGUGGACCGGCAGCGGAUGCGCAAGGCCUUGGACAGGGUGGAGGAGCACCCAGGCUCCAGGAUGACUGCUGAGAAAUUUCUGAACAAGCUUCCCAAGUGUGUGAUCUGGCAAGGCGAGGUGAUUGACAUCCGGGGCUCCAUCAGGGAUACCUUGCAGAACUGCUACCCAUUGCCUGCCCGGAUCCAGGAGAUAGUGGUGGAGACGCCCACCUUGGCCGCUGAGCGAGAAAGGAGCCAGGAGUCGCCCAACACGCCGGCACCCCCGCUCUCCAUGCUGCGCAUCAAAUCUGAAAAUGGGGAACAGGUCUUCCUACUGAUGAUGCAGCCUGACAACACCAUCGGGGACGUGCGAGCCCUGCUAUCGCAGGCCAGGGCCAUGGAUGCCUCUGCCUUUGAGAUCUUCAGCACAUUCCCGCCCACCCUCUACCAGGACGAUGCACUCACGCUGCAGGCUGCAGGCCUUGUGCCCAAAGCAGCACUGCUGCUGCGGUCACGCCAAGCCCCGAAGUCCAGCCUGAACUUCAGUUCUGGUCCCAGCCCCCGGCCCGGCCCCAGUCCUGGCCCCAGCCCCAAAUAAAGCACCGCCCCCUCAA